AUGAUGUCGCAGUAUGCCGCGGAGCUCUGCGCGCUCCUGAUCGAGGACCAGUUUGGCGAUCUUUUCGCGCGCAUCUUCACCACUCUCCAGCGCUAUGAGCGACUUCCUCUCCCUCGCCUCAAGUUCUACUCCCGCCUCACGGAUCGUCAGCUCCAACAUGGCCUGGUAGCCAUGAUUCAGCAACAUCUCAUCUUUCACUUUACCUCCCUCGAAGACGGCAACACCUAUUACGCCGCAAACCCGCAUGCUGCGUAUUAUCUCGUGCGAUCUGGCAAGAUUCUCCAGUUGGUGGAAAGUCGACUUGGUGAAUAUGCGGCUCGUGUGAUGGAAGCCAUUCUAUACCUGGGUCAUGCGCCGAUUAAGCACCUUGAGACUUUGCCAGAGUUACGGUACCUCAAGCCUGAGACAUCUAACGGCGCCAAUGGAGGGUUGAAGCAGGAAGACGAAGAGCAAAGUCAAGAGCAGGAAAAUGAGCAAGGGAUUGACCAGGAGCCAGGCCUUGAGGGGGACCAGCAGGGAGAAAUCGACACCGAGGCUGAGGUGGUUGAGACAAAUGGUGCAAAUGGUGAUCAUCUUGAAGAGGCGACCGAGAAGAAACCGGCGCCUCUCCAUUCCACGCUGAAGGCACUUGCAUCGCACGGGUACAUCCUGAGAGUCAAGGAUGCGCAUUUCCAAAGUCCAGAGGACAAUUAUAUUGAGGCGCACAAGGCUGCCGCUAAUCGAUCCGAUAUCAAACUUCUCAAGGGAAAGCGGUUGACGGAGGAGCUAGCCAACAAGACCGACGAGAUUCUGCGAGAACGUACAGAGGGAGAUUUGUCCGAAGCAUACAUGAUCAAUGGCCUCCCGCGAGGAUUGAAGCGGAAAUCCGCCAAUGGGCUCAGCGAUUCCGAGAUUGACAGCAAGCGGCACACUGGCGAGAACGGAAUCAAUGGAAACCAUGAAUACGAUGAUGAGGAGAACGACUGGUCCGAGGAUGAAGAUGGAUUCGACAGUAGUCCCAUGGAGCCCAGCAUAGUCGUUCGAGUGAACUACUACAAAUUUGACGUGGCUCUCCGCAAUGCGCGCUUUGUUGAAAUGGCCGAAGCCAACGCUCCUUCGGCUACAGCAGAAAUCUACGAAACCUUCCUCCGCCGCGUCGAAUACUCCACGAAACGAUGUCGCGAUGGAACAGAAAUCCCCCGCGAAGGCGAAGAAGGAGAACAAUUCUCCAUUCCCAUCGAAACAUAUAAGAUCGUCACCGACCUUGACACCCAUCUCGACCUCUCCGGGUGCAUGGGCCCUUCAAAACCGCCCACGUCGUCAUCUUCCGAACCGCUCAAUCGCCGCGGGAAACGGCCCCUCGAAAACGGCAACGGAGUCAACGGCGAUCACUACGACGACGACCAUGAUCUGACCAACCCCAUGGACGGGGCCGACGACGAAGUCAGUCGCGCCUACGAAGUCAACCAACACCUCUCCCUCCUUGAACAGGCACCCAACAACCUAGUCUCUCAAGUCAACCUCUCCGGCGUCGUGAAAUGGCGAAUUGGUUUCCGCGGACUCGCGCGCAAACUGCGGCAUCUGGAGAUCGAGCGGCUGGUGGAAAUGCGCUACGGCGACGUGGCCCUGCGCGUGCUCCGCGUCUUACACGCCAAGGGCAAACUCGACGAGAAACGUCUUCAGGAAAUCAGUCUCCUCCCUUUUAAAGAUCUCCGACAAACGCUGGCGAGCAUGCAAACGGGCGGAUUUGUCGAUCUGCAAGAAGUUCCCAAGGAUGCGCAACGGCAACCGUCCAAGACGAUCUUCCUCUGGUACUUUGAUCCGGAUCGGGUGUGCAGUACGCUGUUGGAAGAUACAUAUAAGGCCAUGUCACGAACGUUGCAACGGAUCAAAUUUGAACGUUCGCAGCGGCGAGAUUUCCUGGAAAAGACGGAACGGAGUGAUAUCAAGGGGAAUGAGGAGCGGUGGUUGAGUGAAGGGGAAUUGGAACAACUGCGUCGGUGGAAGGAUAUGGAAGCUUUGUUGUUGGGGGUGGUUUCUCGUUUGGAUGAUAUGGUUGCUGUGUUUCGAGACUUUUAA
Penicillium oxalicum is the source of this 2058-nucleotide messenger RNA. RefSeq lists its product as uncharacterized. Gene Ontology annotation, cellular component: RNA polymerase III complex. The coding region runs from base 1 to 2058 and encodes 685 amino acids. The transcript is spliced from 4 exons. Lineage: Eukaryota; Fungi; Ascomycota; Eurotiomycetes; Eurotiales; Aspergillaceae. Gene Ontology annotation, molecular function: single-stranded DNA binding. The record is from RefSeq and is a predicted model, not a curated record. Gene Ontology annotation, biological process: DNA-templated transcription.